Molecule: messenger RNA, 1022 nt
Organism: Zymoseptoria tritici IPO323
Lineage: Eukaryota; Fungi; Ascomycota; Dothideomycetes; Mycosphaerellales; Mycosphaerellaceae
Exons: 1
Coding region: 206-994 (262 amino acids)
Source: RefSeq, a predicted model, not a curated record
GCAACAAGACAUCCACCAACGAACAACAACUCUUGCACCAUUCAACUCAUCAACACCAUCAACAUACAUCGACCACAAUACCAACGGUCAACCAGCCCAUACAACCUUAUUUGGUGACUCAGGCACCGACUGUCGCCAUUGACUCCGAACUCGCACCAUCAAUAUCCUUUGAGUCACUGCCUAGCAGGCCAUCACAUAUACAACCAUGACUUCCCUCCUCCGCUUCCAAUCGUCCAUUGACGAACCAACACCCACCGGCAUCUACCAGAUCUCCCCACCAUCUUCGCCCAUCAUCAAACGAAAGAUGUCUCUCACUCAAACCUACUUUGUCGCCUCCACUGCACGAACCAAGCUCGGCCGUGAAGCAGGACGAGCAGACCACAACCUCCGACGACUCGUAGGACACGCCAACCUCCUCGACACUCUCAUGCUCGAACUCGCCGACGCCGAACGCGAGCAAGAAGCCUGGUUCAACCAAUCCGUCAAGAAAGCCUCCAAGCCCGAGCAACCUCAGCACAUUCAAUGGAUCGACACCAUUGACGAGGACAUGGAGGACGACGACUCUGACCUCGAAUCUGACGACGGCUCCGACAUCUACGACGAGGACAUCGACUACCUCUCCACCAUCCCUCUCCGAAGACUCAAAUCGCCUCCCGUCGAGAUCUCAUCCCACGAGAUCGAGUACGAUGAUGAAGACUCUGAGGACGAAGUCUACGAGGAUGAGGACGAAUACGAAGAGGAACUCAGCCUCACACGCGUGGCAUCAAUCCACUCUCCACCAGAACUCACCCUCGACUCGGACGACUCGGAAUCUUCAGACGACGAAUCAAUGCCUUCAUCACCCGAGCAGAUCAACUACGAACUCAGCGAAAAGCAACGACAAGCCAUCACAACGACCAACUUCUUCAACGACAUGAAGUCAAGUUCACCAAUGGAAGACAUCAUCAUGCAGCAGCAACAUCAACAACAACCGAUGAUCGCGGCGGCUUGCUGAGCAUGAUGAAUCAAUCUACAUGUCUUCU